UGUUAUGCAGUCUCACUUUGACUCAAACUUUGAGUCUGUUCACUACACCUUUCACUACCCAAAUCUGUGUUUUCUUCUACUCACUUUUCACCCUAUUUGCAUAACUGAUUGAAAUCUUUUGGACUAUUGUUUUAUCGCCGUGUAGCGAAAAUGAGCAUUAUAAUUCGUGAAAGCGACGAUUCGGGCCGAAACCAUGCUACCUAUAUCCAAACCACUGAGACGAUCCGACAGCAGCAAGAAACAUCGCGAUUGAGCAGCAACUGGGUCGAGUUUUUUCGAGGCAUUUUUCUACCUGCGGGGUAUCCUGCAACCGUCUCGCCAGACUAUUUACAAUGUCAAAUCUACUACGGAGUCCAAGCUUUCUGUAGCUCUCUUGCAGGUCUAAUUGCAUCUAGAGCUGUGCUCGAAGGGCACGGUAUUGGAAAAGCAGACGCUUCUGCAACGGAUGCAAUGCUCCUGACUUUGCUCCAAGACGCUUUCAGUCGCCUAACUACAAUUCUGGGAGCGUACUAUCUCGGCACGUCACUCUACCCCGAAGCGAAGACCUACCGCCUUGUAGCAGACAUAGCCAACGACGUGGCUAUCGUCCUCGACCUCCUUUCCCCACAGCUCUCAACAUACUCACUUUCAUUGCAUUACCCUUUCAUCACUUCUCAAUCAAGUUCAGCAUUACGUACCGCUGCGUUGUGUUCCAGCGGCGGUUUUCGCGCACUUUGCGGUGUUGCUGCUGGUGGGUCUAGAGCUGCACUGACGCUCCAUUUUGCUCAAGACGGAAGUAUACCUGGUGACGUUGGCGACUUGAGUGCCAAAGAUGCGAGCAAGGAGACCGUACUUGCCCUUAUCGGGAUGUUGGUUGGUUCUCUUAUUAUUCCGCACCUCCAUACGGCGCAAGCGACCUAUACGGUCGUGUGCAUACUGUUGAUCGGUCAUCUUUUGGCAAACUAUAUCGCUGUUCGAGUCGUCAUUAUGAAGGCCUUGAAUCGACAGCGAGCAGCCAUCCUCUGGACAGCAUAUCGCGAGACCACAGAAGGUAAUUUCAUCUCGAAAUGCUCAACGUUCAUCUGGAAAGCACUCAUUGCUACAAUACUAGAUGAGAAAGGACCCUGUCGACGAGUACUUAUGCCGAAAGAAGUCGCCAAACGGGAGUACUUAUUUGGUCGCGAGAAUGCUCUCUUGAACAUCCACUCACACACCGACGAGAUCGCAGGGUACGCCACAAUUGGGUCAUCCUUCUCCGAUCUCUUUCCGUCUUCUCCACUCAGAGGAGACGCAACCUGGACCUCAAAGCUACUCGAUGUAUUCGCAGACGAGAAGUUCAUUGUCUGGUUCGACCUUCGACCCUCUAUAUUCUCCAUCUUCCCCCUUUCUCUAGUAGUUCGAGCCUCACCUAAACCACGAUUCCACAUCCUACUGAAGGAAGGUCACACCUCAACUGAUCAUCUCAAAGCUUGGGCAUUUACUUGUGAUCUUGCCUCGUUCUCUGGCAUUGGUUACCCUUGGGAGAGCCCAGUAGGGCUCGUUAAAGAGAUUGAAUAUGUGAAGGUUGCUUUUGACGAGGCCUAUGAAGGGUUCGUAGAUGACGUGAAAAGAGCCGGGUGGAAUGUUGAUGUACAGGGUUUAGUUUCUGGUUCUCCGAGGGUGAUCUCGGUGGAGAAGAUUGAGCAUGGAGCAAAGGGGUAUGAAGACAAGAAGACAAUCUAAGUUAUUAUGGACCUUAUGGUACUCACUUGCUUAUCGAAGCUCACAUCUAGAUUGAUACAUGUAAAAUAGGCUCUUGCUUUAGAGACGGACGGAGGCGAAGGAUGUUGGUGGCAGAAGUGGAGGGUAUAUUGUUGUACAGAUACUAGACGCAUAGAUUUUACUUCUCGUAACCUCAACGCGGAACCUGCAUGUUCUCACUUCGAUAGGGGAGGCGUGCUUCCGAACAAAACCGCGGCCAGAGCAGGAGGGUACCUAUCACCUUGCCCGGCACUGGCUAUGUUCACAAGACCCCGAAUCUGCUGGACUUCAUCCGUCGUGAGCUUCACCUUGAGCGCUCCGAGGUUCUC
This is a messenger RNA of Somion occarium, 2048 nucleotides long. The record is from the annotation of a GenBank genome assembly. Lineage: Eukaryota; Fungi; Basidiomycota; Agaricomycetes; Polyporales; Cerrenaceae.